Molecule: messenger RNA, 5373 nt
Organism: Acomys russatus (golden spiny mouse)
Lineage: Eukaryota; Metazoa; Chordata; Mammalia; Rodentia; Muridae
Product: receptor-type tyrosine-protein phosphatase V-like
Exons: 35
Biological process (GO): protein dephosphorylation
Molecular function (GO): protein binding; protein tyrosine phosphatase activity
Source: RefSeq, a predicted model, not a curated record
UAUGUCUCCUCUGCUCAGAAUCUGAGGUAAAAGAUGCUUUCCUCUCUCUCGACCCAUCCUGGCUGCUCACAGAGACUCUGCUAGAAGAAACAGAGUGAAGUGUCCCCAGGUGAGACUCCAUCCUCGAUGAGGCUCUUGACUCUGUCCGCUGCCCUCCUCUGGCUCCAGGGCCUUUUGGCAGAGGAAGAUGUGUGUCCAUCUCUGGAAGGGAGCCCAGACAGGGAGGGUGGAGGCUCACUCCUGAGUGUGAACAUCAGCAGCCAAGGAGGACCUACCAGCCUGUUUCUGAGCUGGCUAGCUGCAGAGCCAGGUGGAUUCGACUAUGCCCUCUGCCUCAGGAGCUUGAACACCUCAGGCACUCCACAAGGGCAAGAGUUCCGGGCUCACACAAAUGAGUCCAGCUUUGAGUUCCGCGGCCUGGUGCCAGGGAGUCGCUACCAGCUGGAACUGACUGUUCUAAGACCCUGUUGGCAGAAUGUCACGGUUAACCUCACUGCCCAGACUGCCCCGUCAGCGGUCCGUGGACUGCAACUGCAUAGCUCUGGGAGCCCAGCCAGCCUGGAAGCCUCAUGGAGUGACGCCCAUGGGGAACAAGACAGCUACCAACUUCUCCUCUACCACCUGGAAUCCCAAGCUCUGGCAUGUAACGUCUCUGUGUCCCCCGGCAUCCUGUCUUACAAUUUUGGCAACCUCUUGCCAGGUAGUCAGUAUGUCUUGCAGGUUAUCACCUGGGCUGGCAGUCUCCAAGCGAAGACCAGCAUCCACCAAUGGACAGAGCCUGUGACUCCAGAUCGCCUAGUACUACGUGCCUUGGAUACCAGCAGCCUGCAAGCCUCCUGGAACAGCUCUGAAGGGGCUGCCUGGUUUCACCUGAUGCUCAUAGACCUUCUAGAGGGCACCAACCUGACUGUAGUUCUCAGACGAGGGGCCUCAAACCACACCUUCCUCCGCCUGUCUCCAGGCACACCUUAUAAACUGAAGCUCUGUGCUGCUGCUGGGCCCCAUCAGGUUGUGGGGCCCAAUGCCACCGAGUGGACCUAUCCCUCCUCCCCAUCUGGCCUGGUGCUGACUCCUUUGCGUAACGAGCUCUGGGCAAGCUGGAAGGCAGGGCUGGGAGCCCGGGACAGCUACGUACUGAAGUUAAGUGGGCCAGUGGAGGAUACUACCAUCCUGGGCCCUGAAGAAUGCAAUGCUGUAUUCCCAGGGCCCCUGCCUCCUGGCCAGUACACUUUGGAGCUGAAGGUUAUAGCUGGACCUUAUGAUGCCUGGGUGCAGGCCAGUUCCUGGCUGGGUGAAUCUGCUGCUCUUCCCAGGGACGGUCCUGGUGCUAGACUAUGGCUAGACGGACUGGAAGCUACUAAGCAGCCUGGGAGGCGGGCACUGCUCUAUACUGAUGGUGCCCUAGGCCUCCUCGGAAACAUUUCUGUGCCCUCUGGUGCUACUCAUGUCACUUUCUGUGGCUUGGUACCCGGAGCCUACUACCGGGUGGACAUUGCCUCAUCCAUGGGAGACAUCACUCAGAGCCUCACAGGCUACACAAGUCCCCUGCCACCGCAGACACUGGAGGUCAUCCACAGGAGCAGCCCAUCUGACCUGACUAUUGUUUGGACUCAGGCACCAGGGCAACUUGAAGGUUAUAAGGUCACCUGGCAUCAGGAUGGCAGCCAGGGGUCACCUGGAGGCCUUGUUGACUUGGGCCCUGACAUAUCCAGGCUGACUCUGAAGUCUCUGGUACCUGGCUCCUGCUACACUUUGUCAGCAUGGGCCUGGGCUGGGACGCACAGCUCUACCGCCCGGAAGAUCCACAGCUGCACACGCCCCGCUCCUCCCACCAACCUGACUCUGGGCUUUGCCAGGCAGCCUGCAGCACUGAGGGCUUCCUGGAGCCACCCACCAGGUGGCAGGGAUGGCUUUCAGUUCCGGCUAUACAGGCUGAGGCCCCUGGCACUGGAGAGAGAGGAGGUCCUACCCCGGGAGGCCCAGAACUUCUCCUGGGCCCAGCUGGCUGCAGGCUCUGAGUUCCAGGUACAGCUGUCUACCCUGUGGGGGUCGGAAGAAAGCAGCAGUGCCAAUGCCACAGGCUGGACACCCCCCUCAGCUCCCACAUUAAUAAACGUGACUAAUGAAGCUCCUACCCAGCUCCGAGUAUCGUGGGUCCAUGCUCCUGGGGGCCGGGACCGUUACCAAGUGUCCCUAUACCUGGAGGGUACCCGGGAAGCCACCAGCAUCAUGGGACCCGAGGCAGACAAUGCAAGCUUUUCAGGCUUGACUCCUGGCACUAAGUACGAGGUGGAAGUCAUCUCCUGGGCUGGGCCUCUUUACGCCACAGCGGCCAGGGUUUCUGCCUGGACACACCCACUCAUACCCAAUGAGUUGCUCGUGUCAAUGCAGGCAGGCAGUGCUGUGGUUAACCUGGCCUGGCCCAGCGGUCCCUUGGGGAAGGGGACAUGCCAUGCCCAACUCUCAGAUGCUGGACACCUCUCAAGGGAGCAACCCCUGUCAGUAGGCCAAGCUCACCUCGUGUUAAAAGAUCUGACACCAGGGCAUACCAUCUUGAUGACUGUGAAGUGUCGGGCGGGGCCGCUCCAGGCCUCCACUCAUCCCGUGGUGCUGCCUGUGGAGCCUGGCCCUGUGGAAGAUGUGCUGUGCCAGCCUGAGGCCACCCACCUGACCCUGAACUGGACGAUGCCUGCUGGAGAUGUGGGUGCAUGUCUGGUGGUGGUAGAGCAGCUGGUGGUAGGAGGGAGUGCUCGGUUUGUCUUCCAGGUCAACACCUCGGAGGAUGCUCUCCUGCUGCCCGGCUUGAUGCCCGCCACUUCUUACCGCCUCAGCCUCACUGUGCUGGGAAGGAAUAGGCUGUGGAGCCGGGCAGUCACCCUGGUGUGCACUACUUCCGCCGAGGUUUGGCACCCCCCAGAGCUAGCUGAGGCCCCCAAGCUGGAGCUGGGGACAGGGAUGGGUGUGACGGUCACACGUGGCAUGUUUGGGAAAGAUGACGGGCAGAUCCAGUGGUAUGGCGUAGUCGCCACCAUCAACAUGUCAUUGGCCCGGCCUUCCCAGGAAGCCAUUAACCACACAUGGUAUGACCAUUACUACAGAGGACAUGACUCGUACCUGGCUGUCCUGUUCCCAAACCCCUUCUACCCAGGGCCUUGGACUGUGCCAAGAUCCUGGACGGUGCCCAUGGGUACAGAGGACUGUGGCCACACCCAGGAGAUAUGCAAUGGGCAUCUCAAGCCAGGUUUCCAGUAUAGGUUCAGUAUCGCAGCCUUUGGUAGGCUCAGCCUUCCGGAAACCAUCGUCUCCUUCUCGGCCUUCUCAGAGCCCCAGGCCAGCGCCUCACUGGUGGCAGUGCCCCUGACAGUUAUGGUGGGGACUGCGGCCGGCUGCCUCCUCAUUGUGUGUGCGGUGCUCUGCUUGCUGUGCUGGUGGCGCCUGAAGGGACCAAGGCCAGAGAAGGACGGCUUUUCCCAUGAGAUGAUGCCUUACAACCUGAGGCGGACCCAUCGGCCCAUCCCUGUCCAUAGCUUCCGGCAGAGCUAUGAGGCCAAGAGUGCACAUGCACACCAGGCUUUCUUUCAGGAAUUUGAGGAGCUGAAGGAGGUGGGCAGAGAGCAGCCCAGACUAGAGGCUGAGCAUCCUGCCAACACCACCAAGAACCGGUACCCACACGUGCUGCCCUAUGACCACUCCAGGGUCAGGCUGACCCAGCUGGCAGGGGAACCUCAUUCUGACUACAUCAAUGCCAACUUCAUCCCGGGCUACAGCCACCCACAGGAGUUCAUUGCUACCCAGGGGCCUCUCAAAAAGACGCUAGAAGACUUCUGGAGGCUGGUGUGGGAGCAGCAAGUCCACGUCAUCAUCAUGCUGACUGUGGGCAUGGAGAACGGGCGGGUGCUAUGUGAGCACUACUGGCCAGCCAGCUUCACACCUGUCACCCAUGGCCACAUCACCAUCCACCUCCUGGCUGAGGAGUCCGAGGACGAGUGGACCAAGAGGGAUUUCCAGCUGCAGCAUGGUGCCCAGCAAAGACAGCGGCGGGUGAAGCAGCUUCAGUUUACCACGUGGCCAGAUCACAGCGUCCCCGAGGCUCCUAGCUCCCUGCUUGCUUUUGUGAAACUGGUACGGGAGCAGGUGCAGGCCACUCAGGGCAAGGGACCCAUCUUGGUGCAUUGCAGUGCGGGCGUGGGCCGGACUGGCACUUUCGUGGCCCUCUUGAGGCUACUGCAACAACUAGAGGAAGAGCAGGCGGUUGACGUGUUUAACACUGUGUACAUGCUUCGGCUGCACCGGCCCCUCAUGAUCCAGACCCCGAGUCAGUACAUCUUCCUGCACAGCUGCCUGCUGAACAAGAUUCUGGAAGGCCCCUCUGACGCCUCAGACUCCGGCCCCAUCUCUGUGAUGAAUUUUGCACAAGCUUGUGCCAAAAGGGCAGCCAAUGCCAAUGCUGGUUUCUUGAAGGAGUACAAGCUCCUGAAGCAAGCCAUCAAGCAUGAGACUGGCUCUCUGCUGCCCCCUCCUGGCUACAAUCAGAACAGCAUUGUCUCGUGUGAUCACCCUCAGGUGCAGCUAACCCUGGUGGAGGAGAGCCCUGCUGAUAACAUGCUGGAAGCCUGGCUUUUCCCUGGUGGGCCGUCUGGUCGCGACCAUGUGGUGCUGACUGGCUCUGCCGGACCAAAGGAGCUCUGGGAACUGGUGUGGGAGCAUGGCGCCCGUGUGCUGGUUUCCCUGGGCCUGCCUGAUACCAAGGAGAAGCCGCAAGACAUCUGGCCAAUGGAGACGCAACCUGUUGUCACAGAUAGGGUGACGGUGCACAGAGUAGCCGAGAGCAACACAGCUGGCUGGCCUUGUACCCUCUUCAGAGUCAUACAUGGGGAGAGCGGAACUGAAAGGCAGGUUCAGCGCCUGCAGUUUCCAUGCUGGGAGUCUGGGUGUGAGCUCCCAGCAACCACCUUACUGCCUUUCCUGGAUGCUGUGGGCCAGUGCUGCUCCCAGGGCGAGAGCAAGAAGCCAGGGACCCUGCUCAGCCAUUCCAGCAAGGGCACACACCAGCUGGGCACAUUCUUGGCCAUGGAACAGCUGUUGCAACAAGCAGGGACUGAGUGCACCGUGGACGUCUUCAGUGUGGCCCUGAAGCAGUCGCAGGCCUGUGGCCUCAUGACCCCAACGCUGGAGCAGUAUAUCUACCUCUACAACUGUCUGAACAGUGCACUGCUAGAUGGGCUGCCCUGAAGUGUCCACAAAGAGCGGAGAGGGAUUGGUGAGAGCGUUUGGGGUAUAGAAGUAAGGGUGGAGGGUGUGUUGACUGCCUCUUAUGUCCGCAUGUCUCUGGUGCAGAUCACUGGGAGUCCAAAGGCUCCCAGCCUCGUCUAG